Molecule: messenger RNA, 1704 nt
Organism: Sinocyclocheilus anshuiensis
Lineage: Eukaryota; Metazoa; Chordata; Actinopteri; Cypriniformes; Cyprinidae
Product: DBH-like monooxygenase protein 2 homolog
Exons: 12
Coding region: 4-1704 (566 amino acids)
Biological process (GO): dopamine catabolic process; octopamine biosynthetic process; norepinephrine biosynthetic process
Cellular component (GO): secretory granule membrane
Molecular function (GO): copper ion binding; dopamine beta-monooxygenase activity
Source: RefSeq, a predicted model, not a curated record
AACAUGGUCAUGUUAUCUCUUGUUCUGCUUCUGCUUUCAGUCCAGUGGUCCUGGGCUCAGGAAGACCCUCUUCUGCCUUUCUCUGAACACCUGGACCUCGAGCACAAGGUGCAGCUGAAGUGGGGAUUCAAUGAGAUCCAGGGCACAAUCUUGUUCGAGCUCACGGUCAACACCAGCGGCUGGGUCGGUUUUGGCUUCAGCCCCAAAGGAGGAAUGACUGGAGCCGAUAUCGUCAUUGGAGGAGUUGGACCCAAAGGCAGUUACUUCACGGAUCGUCAUGCUGGGGGGAAUUCAAUGCCAGUGAUUGACCAGAAACAGAACUACAAACUCCUGUCUCUGACCGAGUCUGAUGGGAAAACAGUCAUGAAAUUUCAGAGGUCCAUCGAGGCUUGUGAUGAAAACGACUUAACCAUCACUAAUCUCCCCAUGAAGCUGAUCUAUGCGUACGGGCAGACUGAUGACAUCAUGUACCACAGCACCCAAAGAGGCACAAAAGAGCUGAACCUGUCGAAGUACAUGCCUCGGGUCAACCCUCCAAACAGCAAGUAUUUCGACAUGACUAUGAUCAAUUUCACUGUACCAGCCAACCAAACCCACUAUCACUGCAAAAUCAUGAAAGCCCCGACAUUUGAUCGAAAACAGCACAUUUAUCGCAUUGAGCCGGUGAUCACAAACUUUGACCUCGUGCAUCAUCUGCUGCUGUACCGCUGCCCUCCGAGCGUGACCGAGCCGUUUGAGGCAGAGUGUUACACAUCGUUAAGAACCAACUUGUGUAUGGAGACCAUUGCAGUGUGGGGAGUUGGUGGAGGGGCUUUUGAACUCCCUGAAGUGGCAGGACUUCCAAUUGGAGGAAAUGUUAGUGAUUUUUUCUACAGGCUUGAAGUGCAUUACAACAAUGCUAAUAAAAGUACAGGUCGAGUUGAUAACUCAGGUCUGCGAUUCCAUUACACUUCUGAAUUCCGUCAGCACGAUGCAGCUGUUUUGGGGACAGGGCUUGUAAUAGCUCCUUGGUACGCCAUCCCACCCAAAGCCAAAUCCUUCCUCACGUACGGCCUGUGUGACACUGCUUAUAUUCCAAAGGUUCUGGAGACGCCACGUGAUCUUCAGGUGUUCUCUUUGAUGCUGCACACACACUUAGCUGGACGGAAGGUGCGAGUCGGACACUUCAGAGGGGAAAAACAGAUUGAUUUCUUAGCUGUGGAUGAAAACUAUGAUUUUGAAUACCAGGACGUGACAAAUUUGGGCAAAACUAAGACAGUGAAGUUGCUUAAUUCACUGCUUCUCUACAUUAAAAUGUCAUUUUUAUGUCUGCCCGCAGGGGGGCUCUCAACUUCAGAUGAGAUGUGUUUGGCCUUCCUCUUCUACUAUCCAGCUAUGAAUCUGAGCGGCUGUAUGAGCCUCCCUAAUGCAACUACUUUAAUAUCUGAGAUGGGAACGCCAGAUCUAAAUACUUGGCUCAAUAUGAUGUCCAUGAAGACUUGGAAUGACACGUCUAUCAAUCAAUACCAACAAACACUGAAGAGAAUCGACCAGCUCGUCGUAAUUGCGGAUUCAUUUAAAAACAUAUCACGCAACACAGGGCUGAUUCCUAACCUCAGUGUCAUCCCGUCUGCACCCUGCAUGAGCGGUUGUGACACCAAAAAUCUUGCUUUACUAUGGCUGCUUCUCUGUUUGUUAGUGCAGUUCAUGCAAAAAUACUACUGA